GGGCUCUGCAUCUUAUUACCAACAAGGGACAUUUCUCCAUUUUGCAGCCCGUCUACAUCGAGACGGCCACCAAUCUGGGAUUUUAUUUCUUCUGCUCACUCAGCCAGCUUUCCCCCUGCUUCACUGAAAUUCCUCUCUACUCUCACUGGAUUCUGCUCAUCAUUUUCCCCUAAACUUUUUUUUCCCUGCAAAAAAAAAAAAAAAAGAACAGAAAUAGAGGGGGGACCGAGAGCAUUUGAACAAAGAAGCUUGUGGGUCUUUGUUCGGGCUUUUUUUUUUUUUUGGAUCGGUUGGGUUUCUUUGUUGGAGCGAUAAAGAAUGGGAGCGCAACUGACUAAGACAGCUGGAAACGCUGAAACUGUGGCUGAAAAGCCAGGAGAGGCUGCUGCUUCCCCCAGCAAGAUCAACGGACAGGAAAAUGGGCAUGUCAAAGCAAACGGAGAUGCCUCUCCUGCUGCAGCUGAGAAUGGCAAGGAAGAGGUGCAGGCCAAUGGCAGCGCAGCUGCUGAGGAGAGCCCCAAAGAAGAGGGGGAGAAAGCCGAAGUCGCCCCAGCUGAGAAGGAGGCUGCAGAUGAGGAGAAAGUAGAGGCGGUCUCUCCAGCUCCUCCUGAAGGAGAAGCUGCAGCCAAGGCAGAGGGUGGAGCAACGCCCUCUACCAGCAAUGAGACCCCCAAGAAGAAAAAGAAAAAGUUUUCCUUCAAGAAGUCUUUUAAACUUAGUGGCUUUUCCUUCAAGAAGACCAAGAAGGAAACGGGCAAUGAAGCUGAGAAUCCAGAGGCAACAGUAGAGUCGGCAGGACCUGCCGAGGAAGCCAAGGCCGAUGGCAAGGAGGAGCCGGCAGCUGCCACUGACGACGCAAAGCCUGCGGAGGGGGAGGUGACCCCUGCUGCAGAGCAGGUCAAGGAGGACCCAGAGAAGAAGCCAGAGGAGGGGGCAGUGGAGGCAACAGAAGCAGAAAAACCCACCGAGGAGGCUGCAGCCCCGGAGGAGCCAAAGGCAGAGGAGAAACCAGCCGAGGCACCUGCAGUGGCAGAGGAGGUGCCCAAGGCAGAAGAGGCCACACAGGAGGCAGCACCAGCAGAUACCCCAGCUGCUGCCCCGGAGGCUUCUGAGUAACACAGCAGAGAGGAGGGAAAAAUCUGAAACAAAGAUAAUCAAAGAACAUUCCCUGUUUGUGCGUUGGAGUGUUGCCACAUGCUGGCUUCGAAGAACUUGCAACCAGGGAGAUUUUAAAGCUUUCUUAAGAUUUCAGUUUUAGUUUCCAAUAACCCCCCCCCCCCCACCCUACCCCUAUACAAAACCCACCUCAGUCCACUGAUACAACCAGGUGGGUGGCUUCAGUACAACUGAUCCAUGCUCUGCCAUAUUUUUUUACAUCAGUAUUACCUUUAUUUGGUUUGUUUCUUAUUAUUUUUAUACAAAAUGUAAACAAAAAUAGUAAUGGACUCGCCCAAGGUAUGAAGAUGUGGGGAUUGAGUUGUAAAUGAAGGGUGGGCUGGGGGUGAGUUCAGGGAGCCUGGGAAAUGUGCCACUGACUAUUAUACAAUGAGUAACUUUUAAGAAAAAAAUUGGGACCAACAUUUAAAAACUCCACUCGGUUUACAACACUAAGACUUUUCCUUUUACAAGAUUCCCAAUCCCAGAGAUAGAUUUUUAGGACCUGAUAUAAACUCAUAGGAGCUUUUCACUUCUCAUUAGCUGUACCAGUCAGUGAUUCAGUAGGGAUACAAGUUGUAUAGGCUUUAUUGUUAAUUGUUGGUAUAAUAAACAUGUAAGUAUGUAUAGGCGGGGUGUUUUUAACUGUGAUUAUUGUACAAAAGAAAAUCUUGAUCUCAUGAAGCACAUAAGGGUUUGCAGCUCUCUUUUUCCACCUCCUCAUUUUUGUAAGAUACCAACGAACACAUGCACAAACAGGAGACAUACUGAUCUAUUUUCAAAACAUUUUAAACUAAAAAAGACAAGCUGUGAUGAGUGGUAACCGUUUCUAUACUGUGGUAUGUUGUAUUCCAGCAAACAGCUCCUUUUCCAGUGGUUUUUCAACUUCGAUUUAUUGACCUUACCUGAUGCAAAUGUUUGUGUAGCAUCUUGUCUCUCUUAUCUACUUUUUAUUCUUUUGUAAAUACUGGAGACGCUUCGACUUUGACUUAGAGAUGGAAUGUAACUUUGCCUACUCGACAGUUGCUAUUAAAACCCUCCUGCUUAAGGUGUUCUGACUUUCUGUGAGCACACUAAAAGCAAAAAUAAAUGUGAAGAAAACAUGA
This is a messenger RNA of Girardinichthys multiradiatus, 2261 nucleotides long. It is a transcript of the gene marcksa, whose product is annotated as myristoylated alanine-rich protein kinase C substrate a. Gene Ontology annotation, cellular component: actin filament bundle; cytoplasm; plasma membrane. Gene Ontology annotation, biological process: central nervous system development; actin filament organization. The coding region runs from base 319 to 1116 and encodes 265 amino acids. Lineage: Eukaryota; Metazoa; Chordata; Actinopteri; Cyprinodontiformes; Goodeidae. Gene Ontology annotation, molecular function: actin filament binding; calmodulin binding. The record is from RefSeq and is a predicted model, not a curated record. The transcript has 2 exons.